Messenger RNA from Linum trigynum, 3291 nucleotides. The record is from the annotation of a GenBank genome assembly. NCBI's taxonomy places the organism in Eukaryota, Viridiplantae, Streptophyta, Magnoliopsida, Malpighiales, Linaceae.
CCUACUUCAAUGCAAAUUCAGUUGACCAAUAGAUUUGUUGUCAAGCCAAGAGCAAUCAUCGAGAAUGUCUUGGUAAAGUAUGCUCAUUUCGUUAAUCCGGUGGACUUCGUGGUUCUAGACACGGUAGGGGUGGGCAUUCGGUCGGUUUGGUUCAAACCGAACCGAAAUAAUGCAUACCGGGUUUCCGAGUUCCAUCAAACCUCAAACUGAAUUUGAACCAAAUUAUAAUUUGGUUCGGUCGAUUCAAAGCAAAUUAUAAUUUGGUUUGGUUCGGUUUUGUAUGAAAACCGAACUUGUGAGGUUAGCUUGUAUUUUUUCUCUUUUGAAUUAUUUUUCACCCCUAAUGUAAACAAUAAAUAUGCAAUUAAAUGCAUUAUCAAUGAUAAAAUCAAACAUUUUAACACAUAAGUCAUAAAACACUAACAUAAUUCAAAUAUUUAAGUCUCAUAAUAAGUACAAACAUAAAAAUCCACCAUUUGGAGCUUGCAAUUAUAGUAAUUCGGAAAUUCGGUUUGGUCUAAAGGACCUUGGUUUCUGAAAUAUACCAUUUUCCCUUUCGAAUUUCGAACAAAAUUAAUGUUAUUCGGUUUCGGUUUGGUUUAAAUUCGGUUUGGUUCGGGUUUACCAAACCGUAUGCCCACCCCUAAGACACGGAGGGGUAUGAUGCAUCCAUUAUUCUAGGCCAACCAUUCUUGGCCACGGCACAUACUAUCAUUGAUGUAAGUGGAAGCAAGAUCACCUUAAAUUUUGGUGAAUAGGAAAUAAGCUACAAGAUGACUCCAAUCCUAAAUUUUCACAAGUAUUACAAAUGAGAUUAUGUCAAGAUGGAUUGUGAGCCACUUACACCGCCUAUCACACCACCUUCAAGCCCCGAGAUAGAAUGGUUCAAUAUGGUUUCCUAUGUUGACCCCCACGACAAUCAAGUUUAAGGAGUGAGUGAUUCUUGCAAGGCCAUGAAGAAACCGGGCAAGGAAAAGUUUUCUUGCAAAAGGAAAACACAAGAGGUGUUUAAGAUUUGUCAUCUUUUUGGUGGUCAUGGAAGAAAGCUUCAAAGGUUCAUCUUCGAGAAGAGACAUCCAAAGAAGGGAAGCCGGUUUGUAAAAGGCGACUUAGCUCCUAUUCUUGCAAAUGAAGAGUUCCGGAAAUACUACAAUUCAUUCACGGAUAAUGACAUCUCUUCUAAGAAGCUUAACUCAAAUGGACCAUUUCUAUCUCAUGUACCGGAUGCGGCUUCCGAGAGAAUCCAUGGUCUUCACCUUGGACUUCACCACAAGUAUGACUUCUACGAAGGGUCAUCGGUGAAGAAUGGAGAUCUCUUCAUUUGAGCUUAAGGAUUCAAGUCCAGCGAAAAGAAUUUUAAAGACGCACUUGUUGGGAGGCAACCCAAUGUUUCGGUUUGCGUAUCUUUCCUUUUAUUUUUUGAUUAAAUAAUAAUUUGAUUAGUACUUAGAAAUGCAUGCGAAAUGAUUGAUACGACUUAGCCCUGGCUUUUUGAUGUUUUGCUGAAUGUUUGGAUGAAAGUUUGAACUUAGUGAAUUGGAGAAAAUGAGUUGUCCUGAUGACUCGCUCCUAACAAUGGCCAAGUGUAACCACCGAAAGAGGCUGCAGUCUAGUGGCACAAGUAAUAUAUAUCGAAUCCACGGGUCUCUAGAAUUACUAUUACUCAGCUUCAAUUCAUUAUUUAGGAAACCAGAUUAAAGAUUGAUUUACUAAACUACUCUACUAACUAAACUAAGGUUAAACUACUAAUUACUGGUUGGGAACUCACUUAGGUAUGAUUCCCACUAACUCCUCAAAUAGGUCCAAGUUGUAAUUCUCUUUGGUUGCUUUACGGUUGAUUAAACUACAAAAGAUCCAAUAAUAGUUUGGAAUCUCUUAAGCUAACCAAGUUCUCUUAGACCGAAUAUCCGGCGGGCAACUAACCUCCACCGGAGUACAAAGCUAAGGUAAUACACAAAGAUAUCCACUACUUGAAUGAAUUCCAAUACAAAGCAGUGAAUUCACUGACUCUCGUACAAUCAGUUCCCUACUACCAAUUUAGAAAGCUCUCUUAACCCAAUCAGAUUCUAUCUAUCAUAGGUUAAAGCAGAAAUCAAAUAAAAGUGAUCAAGAUUCAAUUGACUCAACAAUCAUGCCUCAAUUGAUUAAAACCAUUCAGUAUAACAUCCGAAGUUUCAAACAAGAAAGAUCCUAACAUAUGGAACUAGGGUUCGUCAAAACCUAAGUGAAGGGAAGUUACUCCAUAGAGAAGAGAGAGAAUGCAUAAAUAUGGUUUAGAUCUUCAACUCCAUCUCCAAGCUUGAUUCCCAAGCUCCAAUGGCGAAGAAAUCCUCCAAAAUAGCUCCAAGAAUCUUCCCAAGUCGCUCUCUCUGGUUCGUCCCUUGGGUGUUUGGGAUCCAUAAACCCAUCUCUCCCUCUCAAAAAUCGCAGAAAACAUACUUAUACCUAGCCAUGGGCAGAAACACGGUCGGGAACACGAACGUGUUUAGCCCGCCCGUGAUUUGCAUCCCUUCAAUAGUCUUCACAAGACACGCUCGACAUAAAAAAUACUGGUGGGGUGCUGAGUGAAACACAGUCUUGUUUUAAGGGAAGCUUGCCCAUGUUUUCCUGGAUCGUCACUAUGCUCGACAUAAAAAACACUGGCAAGUGCCAGAUGAAACAUGGUGGUGCUUUGUGGAGAGCAUGCCCGUGUUUCUUCCUCGACUCCACUUUUGAGAGGCUUUUGAGUGACCAAACGACCUCCGAUUGACCCGAAACUUGCGCCUAUACCUCCCUUUACUCUCUCGAACCUGAAGUAUGAAAAAAUAACAGAACCUAGAGUAAAAUAGGCCAAGGAGAACACUAAUGAAAACCAAAUUGAUCAAGAAAGCAAAGUUCGCGAUUGUGGGGCCAAAGAUCGCGGUCGCGAUCUGGGUGCCCUAGCAUGUGAUCUUGCCCGUCUCUAUUUAAGUAAUGACAGCCUAUUUAGAUCUAUGUGUGUUCAUUCUCUCACACCUUUCUAGAUCUACAUGCCAUUACUCUCCACCCCUCUUUACUCUUCCGACCCACCUUCUUUAAUAUCAUUUUCUAGCAUCUUUAGAGUUUGAGAAGGAUUAUUAAUUGCUUUUGGAUUCCCAACAUGUCCCGUGGCAAGAUAAGGUACAUUUUCCCAUGUUUUUAUGUUUUUCAAUACCUUAUAUUGCCCAACAUGUGUUGAAUGCUUGGAACCUUUGAUGCCCAUUCUCUACCUAGGAUGACAUCUUUUUGGCACGAGAGUGUUUUUCUUCUCUUUAAUGAACCACCUAUGUUACU